AUGGCCAACGCGGGGCUACAGCUAUUGGGCUUCAUCUUGGCCUCGCUGGGAUGGAUCGGCUCCAUCGUCAGCACUGCCCUUCCCCAGUGGAAGAUUUACUCCUAUGCUGGGGACAACAUCGUGACCGCCCAGGCCAUCUACGAGGGACUGUGGAUGUCUUGCGUUUCGCAAAGCACCGGGCAGAUACAAUGCAAAGUCUUCGACUCCUUGCUGAAUCUGAACAGUACUUUGCAGGCCACCCGUGCCUUGAUGGUGAUCGGCAUUCUUCUAGGGCUGAUCGCAAUCUUUGUGUCCACCAUUGGCAUGAAGUGCAUGAAGUGCUUGGAAGACGAUGAGGUGCAGAAGAUGUGGAUGGCUGUCAUUGGGGGUGUGAUAUUUAUCACUUCCGGUCUGUCGAUUUUAGUGGCCACAGCAUGGUAUGGAAAUAGAAUUGUUCAAGAAUUCUAUGACCCCAUGACCCCAGUCAAUGCCAGGUAUGAAUUUGGCCAGGCCCUCUUCACUGGCUGGGCUGCUGCCUCCCUUUGCCUCCUGGGAGGUGCCCUACUUUCUUGCUCCUGUCCCCGGAAAACAACCUCUUACCCAACACCACGGCCUUAUCCCAAGCCAACACCUUCUAGUGGGAAAGACUACGUGUGA
This is a messenger RNA of Cricetulus griseus (Chinese hamster), 636 nucleotides long. The record is from RefSeq and is a predicted model, not a curated record. Lineage: Eukaryota; Metazoa; Chordata; Mammalia; Rodentia; Cricetidae.